UUCUCCACGAGAUGGCACUGCGAGUGUCAGAGUUCGGUUUUGCUCGGGGGAAAGUGGCCAUUCGUCAAUGAAGAUCCGCGAGUGCUGAAGUUGAUGUGCUCAGUGGAAAAUAUUUUGCAAUUUCGCGGAGAAAGGUAGCACUGUGCGGGUCAAAGGGUGGUUUAAAGCGUAGCAGAGGUGGUGAUAAACUGAUGAGUGAUGAAAUUGAGGGAGAAUUCGUGUGACACACCGUCGCAGGCGCGAUUCGCAAUGGAGACUUCCGCGGGCGGCAAUCUUCUGGAGGUGAUCGAUCUGGCGCACUCGCUGCGCCAGGAGCAGCUCUUCAUAUCCAAGGAGCAGAGCUUCUUUGUCCGCCUCAGUGAGACACUUCAGGAGAACACAUCGGAAGUCGCCGAGCUCGCAUGGAUUUGUGCUCAGCAUCGUCGGAACUUGAGUGACUUGAUCGUGUCGAAGCCCGACACGGGUCCGGCGAUGUGCUGCCAGAAGGCUAACGCACUGGAGAAUGUGAAAUUCGUGAGCGCGUACAAGGCGAAGGGCUUGAAGUAUCAGCAUGUUCUGGCUUACACGAAUCUCUUCAAUUACCUCCACAACUCGCCGUAUCUCCUCGCCCAGUGCCUCACCAUCGGUGAUCAGCUCUCGCGCGACGUGCUGAGCGCCGAUCAGACCAACAUCAUCACGCAGACCAUUGUCAGUGGCCUCUAUGGCAAUGCCAUCCAUUCCAAAGACGUUGAGAUGCUGCUGAAGCUGCUCAAGGAGCUGAUAGACAUUGAGAUCGUACCCAGCGAGGCGCCGCGGAGGAUGUUGAGGGCGGGCAGCUGCGCCUUUGCCAGGCUCUAUCACUGUCUGCACGAGAGAGUCUUCUCGGCGAAGCUUUUCCUCACGGCGACUCUCCACGAGCCCAUCAUGAAAGUGCUGGUGGAGGACGAGUGCACACUGGAGAUCGAUCCUGCCAAGGCGUCAAUCAAUUAUCCAGCCAAGGAGAGACUGAAGAGAUUCGGCAAGGAAGGCACGCCUGAGCAUGAGGCGAAGAUGAAAGAGUACAUCAGAGACACGAUCUCCUCGCUCAACAUCCUUACCAACAAGUUCAUUAAGUCCCUGUCGGCAAAUUGGGUGCUCUUUCCGUCGACGCUGCGCUGGCUGGUACAGACGAUGUGUCUGUCGCUGAAGCGCUCGAACCUCAGUGCCAAGGAGAUGAAUGCCAUCCUCACGGACAUGGUCUUCACGAACUUCAUCUGUCCAGCCGUCGUGAGUCCCGAUGUAUUUGGUAUCGCGGAUGCGCCAAUAUCGCAGAAUGCGCGCAACAAUUUGAUCGUCAUUGGGCAAAUUUUACAGAAGUUGGCGCUGAUUGAGCAUCAGCAGGUGGAUGGGAAGUGGCAAGAGUUGUACGAUAAGUUCGACAGGAAUGCCAUUGCUGGGCUGCUGACACAGCUGAUGCCAAAGGAUGAGUGUGACAUUGGGAUUGGGGUGAUUGGCAUGUCGCCACACAAGAGUGAUUUAUCGCGAGGGAGUGUUUUGGUGAUGCAGCAUGAGUUGAAUGUGUUUGUGGACUACUUGCGCACGGUGCUCAGUCAUGAUGAAUUGAACAUUUCCGGUGAGGCGCGGCGGAAGCUGGGCGACAUUCUCGAGCAGUUGCCGGACAAGUGGGAGACGAUGAUUAAUGGCGAUUCGCCGCAACAGAGCGCCAGUGCAUCGUCGUCCAAGGGGAUAAUCAGCCUGAGGAGGAACAUAGAGAGCAAAUUGGCGAAGACAAUGAGUCUGAAUGUGAACACAGAUGUGCCGGAUGAAGCAUCGGCGCUGGUGAAUCACACCGGUGGUGGUCCGGAGGAUUAUGGGCAUGUGUUGGUGAUUCCCGUGGCGUUUGGCGAUGAGAACAAGUUGGCGAUGCUGACGGAAGAGGAGGUGCUAAACAUGAAUACGAUCGCCAAUGAUAUUGAGGAGCCGCUGCUGUCGGAAAAGAACAUUGGCGACAUGGACAGGCUGGGCGUGAACGAGGGCGCGGACAUUGGGGAUGAGGUGCAUCGCAGUGAUCAUCCGAAACACUCACGCUACUCAAUGUCUCACGAUGAUGCCUCCAUUGGUAACACGUCGGACAAUCUGGAAGCGGUAAGCGAGGCGCCAAGCAAUCAUUCAAUGGCCAGCUCGCUAGAGCUGGAGGAGAACGACCAGAACGAUAAUCUCUCGGACAUGGUGUCGGCGAAUGUGUCUGGACGGGGAACACCGAACAUUUCCGGCAGAGAUACGCCAUCGUCGCAGAUAACUGAGGGUGAGAAUCGUCCACCGCAGAUUCCGACACCUCAGAUGGCGAAGAUUCUCAAUAAGGCGCGCUCAGACAUUGACGACAAGUUUUGCAAGUUCGAGAUCAAGAAGCUGAUCGAGGGCGAUGAAACCAUCUCCAUUAUAUCGGACACUUGGAGCACAGAUGUGCUGGCGAGCGACUCUGAAACCAUCGGUGAUACGGAUCGUGAUAGGAACUUCUCCACGCCGCUCAUUCCAUCGGCAGUCAUUUUGCCGGGUGACAACAACUUCGAUGUGUUGUCCAGCGCGGCUCGUCCGCAGAUGAGGCAAAAUCUGGAUGAGACACAGUCGGAAUCCGCGUGGAGCAUGGACGUGCUGGCCAGUGAUUCAGAGAAGAUGACGGAGAUUGACACGGAUGACAAUCAGAGCAUUGCCGCCAAGUCUGACACGACGGAUGCUGGGAGAUCUGAGGCUGGAGAUCAGUUCCGCGAGGGUGAGAACAGGGCGCCGGAUUCGCCGUUCUUCGCUCCGCGCGUCAGACAGAUGGAUUCUCCGAGUCACGGGCCGAAAGUGCAGGAGUCCGUCUUCUUCAGCGGCACCGGGAGAUCGACAGAGGCUGUGAAUGGUGAGGAUUACGGCGUCCGCAUGGCGAGUACAAAAGUGCAGAGGGACCAAAAUCGGAAUCACUUCUUGUCGUCGUGCCUAGAGAAUAGUGGAGCCGUUGGAGGCUCUUCUAAUGGCUCAACAAACGCCCACAAGAGCUUUCUGAAUCAUCGCUCGCGGCCUAUAAGGCAGAACUCUUCGGAGAGCAACACAAGUUCCAAUUUCGAUCAGGAUCUGGGCAAUGGGAAGAUCCAUGAUUUCGGGUAUAGGAAACCAGUGAAGGAGUAUGUUGACUCAAUCACGCCGCUCAGUGUCUUCAAGUCCUCGACAGAUGAUAUUCUGGAUCGCUUCAAUGAGGAGCAAGAUCACACAAAUCAGAGGGAUAACGCAGAUUACAGCUAUUCGGCCUACCAUGGCGAGUAUCGCAGCUCGGAUGAGGCUGUCGUGAAGACGGACAUCAACAUUGUGAAUCCCUUUUGCACUGGAAAUGGUCAGACGUGUGAGAACAAUGGUUUCGAGGACAAUUUCAGCGAUGAACUCGUGGAGCACAGGCGACUUUCGUCGGAGCAAAGGCAUGCGGGCUUCGAUGGGAGGCGUAAUGGGAUGAUUGACAUCAAUCCGAAGAGGCGCACGUGCUAUACUUACGAGAAUCAUGAAAUUAUCCGCGCGACGCAGAGUCUCAGGCUGUCGGAGGAUCAGGAGAUUAGUGUUGAGGUGAUCAGCGAAGAGAAGUUCACUGAUGCUUCAGUCGGAGGGAUCCAGAAGACGCAGUCACUGAAUCUAACCAAUGGCAAUUGCCUUCCGAAUGGUACAAUCACGAAGUCUGGCAAGUUCACGGGUGCAAUUCCCAAGAGCAUCAGCUUCGAUGCAUCGGCGGACAAGAGGAAUCUGCAGGUGCGCGUGAAUAGUUCGGGUUUCUUCAACAAAAUCAAGCGUGGCUUCAAGAAUCGGCGCAGUCAGAAGAUGCGCAAUGGACAGGAUGACUUCCUCAGUGAUCACGCGCAUCACGAUGACGAUCUCAUCACCCAGGCGGACGGAAGCGAGAGCGGUGAGUGUCGUCAGUCGGAAUUCCUUGAGACAACUGAGGACAUCCUGGCCAAGUAUCGCCGCAAAGCCUCUUCGAGCAGCGACGCGACCAAUUCCGACUCCACCGGGAGUCACUCGAGCUCCAGCAAGAGCAAGAGCUCUCACUCGGAUCUCGAGAAUAGACUGUCGAAAGUGAUACUCAACCGCAAUGGUGAUGCCUUCUUCCAUUUCGCGAAUGCCAAGAGGAAGCUGAGGGUGGUUUUGUCAUCAGCUGAUCUCCACACGGCCGACUUCAAGCACACUUCGUGCGGAAAAUCAUCCCCGAUCGUCAUUUACUUACAAAUCCAACUCGCUCAGGCGCUGAAUUUGAACAAUCUACAGCAAAUAGCCUUCGUGUCGGAGGCCAUGCGCUGCCUCUCGGAGAUGGACGUGGGGCAGCACCGCAAGUUGGUGGAGGAAUUGCAGGAGGAUUUGAUAAAGCGACAAUCGUACUUGCAAUAUCUCGUGCGAUUCCGGCAGAAUCUCCUGUCGGCGGUAGAGAGUCAGGAUCGCGUAAAGGAGCGACUGAGGAAUGAACGAGUCGUGUGCAAUCGACACCUGGUGAAGACGCUGAUCAACAUGUUCCUGGACAAGCGGGAGGUGCUGAUUGAGCAGCUGCAGUGUGACUUUGCCGAGUUGACGGUUGUUGAUGAGAAAAUUGACCUGUUGGAUGAAUUUAUCAGCAAACUGAUGGACGAAUUGAGUGCCAACACCAAUUCCGUUGGCAUGAAUGACUGGCAAUUGGCAGAGGCGCGCGUUUGCAUUGAGAGAAUCCUCCUGCAGAGACUCUAUCGCCAAGUGAUGUUCCCCAAUGACGAUGGUGACAUAUCGAGAGAUCAAGUGUUGCGCGAGCACAUCAGGAAGCUGUCGAGAGUGAUAACGCCAGCACAUGAGAAACUUCGCAUUCCACAGGAGUAUCUGAUUGAGGCGCCAUGGCCUUUCGCGCAGCAGCAAAUAGCCCACAUUUCUGCCUACAAGACGCCCAUGGAGAAAGUGCAGUGCGUCGUGAGGUGCAUCACGAGCAUAAUGAAUCUUCUGUCAAUGGCAUCGGAUCGAGUGCCUUCAGCUGAUGACUUGACGCCUGUGUUAAUUUACGUUAUCAUUAAGGCGAAUCCCCCUUAUCUGCUGUCGACUCUGCAGUACGUGAACUGCUUCAUUGGUGAUAAAUUGGAGGGUGAAAAUCAAUACUGGUGGACACAGUUCUGCUCAGCUGUUACUUACAUCAAGACUCUAGACUAUUGAAUG
Phlebotomus argentipes is the source of this 5148-nucleotide messenger RNA. It is a transcript of the gene Gapvd1, whose product is annotated as receptor-mediated endocytosis protein 6 homolog. Gene Ontology annotation, biological process: vesicle-mediated transport; regulation of GTPase activity. The record is from RefSeq and is a predicted model, not a curated record. Gene Ontology annotation, cellular component: endocytic vesicle; cytosol. Lineage: Eukaryota; Metazoa; Arthropoda; Insecta; Diptera; Psychodidae. Gene Ontology annotation, molecular function: guanyl-nucleotide exchange factor activity; small GTPase binding. Bases 199 to 5145 code for a protein of 1648 amino acids. The transcript is spliced from 8 exons.